Molecule: messenger RNA, 3496 nt
Organism: Pantherophis guttatus
Lineage: Eukaryota; Metazoa; Chordata; Lepidosauria; Squamata; Colubridae
Source: RefSeq, a predicted model, not a curated record
CUUAUAUUCUGAAAAAUACGGUAAGUAUUAAAAUUAAGCCAUGUCUUCUGGGUUUCAGAUCUGGACCCCGUGGUCCUAAAUCCAACCAAGAUGGUGAAAGUCAACCGAAGCGAAAACCUUCAGUUGACCUGCUCUGGCAGUGGCUCCAAGACACCCACGUUGUCAUGGAAGAAGGGAAGGCAGCAGAUGGGGACCGGCGAGACUCUAUCGCUGACAGAUCUGACAUACCCCAUGGCAGGCACAUAUGUCUGUGAGGCUUCUGUACCCAGCAUCUCCGGACUGAAACGGAACGAGUCCAUCCAAGUUAUUGUAGAAGGAAAGCCAGAGGUAGAAAUUCAACAAACCAUCAUCCAAGAGCUGGACCAGACAGUGAAACUCACCUGUACCGUUUUAGGCCAUCCUCAGCCAGAGAUCAGAUGGAGUAUACCUGGUGGCAAGGCGCCCGUAAAACACUCGUCAAAUAAAUAUAUUGCUGAAUUGUUAGUGGAAUUGACCCCCAAAUUAAUCCAAAGCGGAGUUCAGUGCACAGCAGAGAACAUGUAUGGCUCGGUCAAAAAGAACUUAGAGCUGAAAAUGGUUACUCCAACACCCUCCGUCUCUUCGAAGCCGGCUUUGGAGGAGGAACAGGGUCAAACCGGAAGCACCGUGGCGGUGAUUGCGGUGUGCGUCUGCGUCCUGAUCCUUCUCCUGAUCGUGGGUUUCUUCUACUUCAUGCAACGCCGGGGUCACUUGCCCUGCAGCCGGGGAGAGAAAAGAUCGCUGACCCCCAAGGAAGGGACUCCGGAUAACACCGUGGUGGAGAUGAAGGCUGACAGGCGGAACGAACAGACGGGGCUGCUGAGUCCCGGAGGCGGCGGUGGUGGUGGUAGAGGAGGAGGAGGAGGCGGGACGAAUGAGUGCUGAGCAGAGGGAAGUUGGACCUGUCUUCUACCAAGGGAGGCCCCUUCCCAUUCUGUACCACCCACAAUGGAUGGAGAAGAUUCUGGAGAGGAUCCUGCCAGGGCAUGACAGCCCUCCCCCUCCCUCCCUCCUUCCCUCCCCCACCCUCCUCCUUCCCUCUCCGUGGAGGCAAGGGGCUUCCUUCUCACCUAGACUUUGUGUCCGGAGAGGUGGAGAGGCCAAGUGGGGGGGGGGAGAGCUAUUCUGCCAACUACUUCUUCCUCCUUUAAAAAUACCACAUUUUGGAGGUGAUGUUUAUUUUUAUUUUUAUUUUUUUUGGCUUUGUUUUUUUUUUUUUAAAAAAAAGGAACUGACAAUUAUCUGGACAGACGCUCCGUGUUUAGCCUCCGGCAUUUCCUAAACAAAGUCGCCCACAGACAACAUUGAUGUCAGGGAGACAAACCAACUUUGCAGAAGUUGCUAACUCAUCGAUUUUCGACGUUCCUUUUUUUUAUUUUUUAUUUUUUUAUUUUUUUAAACCAACUUUCAGCAAGCCCGUCUCUGCUACGAUCUAAAACGAACUGUGUUUGGUUAACCCUCCCGCUCACUCCGAAAGCGAGUUCACACAAACCUUUGGCACAAUCCUGGGUGUACGUUCUCCGGUGUUCCUGGGCACGCCUGUCUGCCCCGUGUUUGCUCAGUGUUUAUGCAUGCCCCAAAAGCCAGCCUCCGAGAGAUGUCCUCAUCUCUCAGUUUCGACCCUCUCGCAGCUUGCCGUUCUCGGAGGGCCCGUCACUCACCUGUAGAUCUCUCUAGCAAGCAUUCUUCUCCCACUCCUCCUGGUGCAAUUAACCGGUGGAAUUGCACCGCUUGCCUCCAGAAGUUGUGGGGGGGCUCCACCGCUGGAGUUUUGUUUUCGUUUUUUAAAGACGAGAUUGGACAACCAAUCUGCAAUGGUAUAGGGCAGUUUUUCUCAACUUUGGUAGCUUGAAGAUGGGUGGACUUCAACUCCCAGAAUCCCCCAGCCAGCAGCGCUGGCUGGGGGAUUCUGGGAGUUGAAGUCCACCCAUCUUCAAGCUUCCAAGGUUGAGAAACACUGGUAUAGGGCCUCCGACUCUGCUAUUCUGGGGAGGAGGGUAUUAUAUCCCCUUUAUAACCUGUGGACUUCAACUCCCAGAAUUCCUGAGCUCAGGAAAUUCUGGGAAUUGAAGUCCACAGGUUGUAAAGAGGACAUACUUAACCCUUCCUCAUACUCGUAUGUCCCUCUGCAUUGGAGCCUUGGAAUUCAGCCUCUGCUUUAACAGCAAUUCGAUCUGUGAAAGGAGCGAUCUAUUAAAGGCGCAAGCAAUGACGUUCCUAUCAAACCACAAAGACCAGUAGUCCUCGGCUUACGACAGUUCCUUUUAGUGACCGUUCGAAGGGACAAGGGCCCUAAAAAAAAAGUGACCGAAGACCACUUAUGACGAUUGCAGCAUUUCCCCCAUUGAUCAUGUGAUCAAAAUUCAGGUUUGGCGACGGUUGUAUCUCCCUUUUGCGACCUUUUAACAAUCGGGGAAGCCCGAUUCACUGAACAACCAUGUUACUAAGUGAAGCACUGCAGAGGUUGACUUAACCGACGUGGCCAGAAACGUCGUAGAACGGGGGCCAAAACUCACUUUUAACGAAUGUCUCACUUAGCAAGGUAAAUUUGGGGCUCCGUUGUGGUCGCUAAAUCGAGGACUAUCGGUCUAGCCUAGCGCUGAUUCCAUCAAUCCCCGAUCCUCUGUCUAAACGGCUUCGAAUUCGGCCAGUGGCUUCGAAUGUAUGGAUUUUUUUUUUCCCCUGAGUCCAAUUUUUCUUUUUUUUUAAUUUGAUUUAUAUGCCGCCCUUCUCCGGAGACUCAGGCGGCUUACAAUGCGCUAAGCAAUAGCCUUCAAACUUUUGUAUAUUUAUACAAAGUCAGCUUAUUGCCCCCACAAACUGGGUCCUCAAUUUACCUACCUUAGAAAGGAUGGAAGGCUGAGUCAACCUUGAGCCUGGGGAGAUUCGAACCUGCAGUAAUUGCAGGCAGCUGGUCUUAAUAACCAGCUUAAUAACAGGGUGCCUUAGACCACUGUACUACCAAGGUUCAUUGCUAUCCGUCGCAACCCCUUUGAUUUCAUUCCCCCCCCCCCCCCGCCCUGUGGCAAUAAGGUAUUAUGAAUUUAUCCUGACUCGCCAUCAGCCGAGUGUAUUAUUCCAACCUGCUUUGCCAAGAAAAGCGAUUUUUGUCUGCACAUCUGAUCAUUAGCAAUCGCGGGGAAAAAAAAUAUUCCUGUUUGUUUCUAUUUUAUAGAGCUUUGGCUUCAAGGGGUUUGGGGAAGGGUCUUUUCAGGCAGAAGGUGGGUGGGUGGGCUUUAAAAAGACGGCAACGACAGACAAUGAAUUGUAUUUUUGUGUGUGUGUGUGCGUGUGUCCCGUUCCCUCCACGUCUCUCUGCUCUUGAGGUUUGAUCCCGAAUCGGACAGGGCUGGCAUUUGAAUCCGCCCGAUCUGUGGAUCUUCUUCCUUCUAUAUAUAUAUUGCAUUUUUUUUUUACAGGAUACCGUUUUUUGCGUGCACGGCAAAAUCUCUUCGGAAUAAAUUGUCUUUUGUCAGGA